UCUUUGGAAUAGCAUUAUUUACCCCUCAAGUAUAGGCCAUUUCGAAUUGUUUCUCUCAUUACGACGUAGCUUAAAUGAACGCAUACCUAGGUAGUUUUCGUACGUCAAAGGUACAAUGCGAUACGUCGUAUUAUCCUUGCUUACUCGGAAAGGAUGUAGUAUAUCCACAUCAUGGUGGAGGCUUAGUUGGGCUGAGCAAGCCUCAUUUCCAAGAUGCAACUAGAGUAGCUGAACAUAAAUAAAAGGAGAGAGAAUUGUUAUAAUGCCAGGACGAUUUCCAAGUUCGUUCACGGUAUUGCAAUUCAUACCUCAAUUCACUUGAGCAAUCCCUCAACAUGGUAUCCAGUCUCUUGUACCUUGGCUUGUUCGCCUCCCUCGCUAAGGCGGGCAAUUUUACCGCGCCCCCGCCGACCGGUCCGUAUACUGUGGGAACAACAAAUAUCGAAAUAGUCGACUCUUCGCGUCAAGAUCCAUACGCGCCAACGCCUAAGCCGCGAGACCUUGUUGCUGCUCUAUAUUACCCGGUCGGUGCAGCUGCUUACCCGGGACCUCGCGCAGAAUGCAAGCAUGCGAUACAAUUCACACCAGCCGUCGCGUCUUUCUAUGAAAAAACUACUCCGGGAGUUCCGAGUGGUAUUCUCCAGAAUAUCGUUACACAAGCAUGUGUUGACGCGCCUUUAACCCAACCACAACUACCCGUCCUGAUCUUCUCACCCGGGUUGGGAGGAUCAAAAUACCUAUACAGCGACACUUUAGUAGAGAUCGCGAGUUACGGAUGGAAUAUUGUGGCGAUAGAUCACCCUUACGAGACCGGCAUUGUUCAAUACCCCGAUGGACGCAUCGUAUACGCUGUGAACGCCUCGAUUUCCAACACUGUAGCGAAUGUCGACAUCCGCGCUGCUGACAUGAUAUCCGUCCUGAACGCUCUGUCUAAUUCCACAGUCACCAACAAGAUCCCUGGUCUGAAGACGAGAUUGCGAACGGAUAAGGUGGGCGUGUAUGGCCAUUCGCUUGGCGGUGCGACAGCUUUACGAGUUACGGCCAACGACACGCGAUUUGUUGCAGGAUCGAACUUGGAUGGCUCAUUCCAGGGUACUUCGGUGCAGUUAGGAACCGAUGCCCCGUUUUUCGUCUUCGCCGCGCAGAGCCAUAACCGUACUAAUGAUGCAAGCUGGGCCGAAGGGUGGAAUAACCUCCGCGGCUUUAAGCGCGAAUAUGCGAUCACUGGUGUCGAACACAAUAACUUCUUGGAUGUACCAUUGUUGAGGCAGUUUUAUGGUUCUGCCUUUCCACCCGACGCCGCCCAACCCCUCGGCCCUCUAAACGGGACGAGAGGUAUGGCCAUUCAAAGAGCUUACCUGAACAGCUUCUUCCAACGAUUCUUGAAAGGAGUCAAUGAUGGUUUAAUGGAUGGUGUAGGAGAUGACAAAUACCCGGAAGUCUACGUUGGGGUAUAGAAUUUGGUAUGAUAUGCUGAAUAUGCAUUCUUGCCAUCACUACCUCUAGCAAUCGACAGUGUCGUGUCCAAUGGUAC
This is a messenger RNA of Hypoxylon trugodes, 1534 nucleotides long. Its product is annotated as Alpha/Beta hydrolase protein. Gene Ontology annotation, molecular function: 1-alkyl-2-acetylglycerophosphocholine esterase activity. The transcript has 2 exons. Bases 336 to 1457 code for a protein of 373 amino acids. NCBI's taxonomy places the organism in Eukaryota, Fungi, Ascomycota, Sordariomycetes, Xylariales, Hypoxylaceae. The record is from RefSeq and is a predicted model, not a curated record.